CUUUAUUUUAUUUUUUCCGACGUAUGGCGCGUGGUUGUUUAAACCAACAGUUAUCCGACUGGGGCUCUGACUUAAUAAAUAAUUAAAGUGGACGGAGGGGAGCUGCAGCUGAUUUGCUGAUGUCAGGGGGAGCCAGUGCAGCAUUUUCAUGGUGCAGGGUGUAAACGCGAGGUGCCAUCUGUCUCGAUCUGUGCUCUCAGCAAACCUCACACAUGCAAGCCCGGCAGGAAAGAUGCCGCCAACUCUCAAGAUUUGGGCACUGUUUUCUGUGUCGCUCUGCUUCCUGUCUCAACCGGGUCAUUUGAAGAAGGUUUUCCGAUGUCCUUCAACAUGCAGCUGCUCCAGGGAGUCCAUCAUCUGCGUCGGGUCCUCCUACGUACCAAGGAUUAGCCCCAACGACGUCAGUUCUUUGAGUCUCGUCAAUGGGACUUUCUCCGAGGUCAAAGAGGCCAUGUUUGCUCACAUGCCAUCCCUCCAGCUCCUGCUUUUGAAUUCCAAUUCUCUGACAACUGUAAGGGACGAUGCAUUCUCAGGCCUUCCACAUCUGGAGUAUCUGUUCAUUGAGAGUAAUAAGAUAGAGACUGCAGCCAAAUAUGCCUUCAGAGGACUCAGGGACUUGACUCACUUGUCUUUGGCAAACAACAACAUCAAAGCCUUGCCCAGGGACCUCUUCAUUGGCUUGGACUCACUGAUAGAGCUGGACCUGCGAGGCAAUGCCUUUGAGUGUGACUGCCGUGCCAAGUGGCUGAUGACGUGGCUGAAGAACACCAAUGCCACAGUGUCGGAUGUCGUGUGUGUUGGGCCCGAGGACAUGAAGGACAAGCGCCUCAACGAUAUGACCAGCCUGCACAAUGAAUGCAUCUCAACGGAUUUCGUCCUCCAUCAGUCUGUGGCAUCUGAGUCUCUGUCUGUCGACACAUUCAGCUAUAAGAAUGACGUCUAUGUGACUAUUGCUGCUCCCAGCGCUGAGAGCUGUAUGGUUUUCCAAUGGGACCACAUAGAAAUGAACUUCAGGACUUACGAUAACAUCACAGGUCAGUCCAUUGUGGGUUGCAAGUCAGUUGUCAUCCAGGACCAGGUGUUUGUCAUUGUGGCUCAGCUCUUUGGCGGUUCCCACAUCUACAAGUUUGAUGAGGACCAAAGCAGGUUCAGCAAGUUCCAGGACAUUGAGGUGUCCAAGGUCUCCAAGCCCAAUGACAUUGAGGCCUUCCAGAUUGCCUCUGACUGGUUCUUUUUGAUUGCGGACAGCUCAAAAGCGGGCCUGUCAACGCUCUACAAGUGGAAUGAUAAGGGCUUUUAUUCAUACCAGUCCCUGCACGAGUGGUACCGCGACACCGAUGCAGAGUUUUUGGACUUGGAUGGGAAGGCCCACCUUAUUUUGGCAAGCCGCUCACAGGUGCCUGUGAUCUACCAGUGGAGCCGGAGCAACCAGAAGUUUGUCCUGCAGGGCGAGAUCCCCAACAUGGAGGAUGUUGUGGCUGUAAAGCACUUCCGUAUCAAGGAGGAACUCUACCUGGCCAUGACGCGCUAUAUUGGUGACUCCAAAAUUCUGCGUUGGGGUGCCAAACAGUUUGCGGAGAUCCAGGCCUUGCCCUCGCGAGGCUCCAUGAUUCUCCAGCCGUUCUCAUUCAAAGACCGUUACUACCUGGCCCUGGGGAGUGAUUACACCUUCUCACAGAUCUACCUGUGGGAUGAUGAGGUCAAACUCUUUGACCGCUUCAAGGAGGUGUACAUCCAGGCGCCGCGCUCCUUUACUGUGGUCGCCACUGACCGGAGGGACUUCAUCUUCACCUCUAGCUUCAAGGGAAACACACAGAUCUUUGAGCACAUCAUCAUUGACUUGAGCUUGUGAGGGGUUGUGCUUUAUUGCCCCUCCUGCAAUCGAACGUCUUCCACUAAAAAUUUGUGAAAGGAAAAGAAAGGACCAGAACAGACUUAAUGUACUGUCAAAUAUCAAUUCUUCCAUAUGUCGCUGUAACAAAUAAGAGCUGGGUCAAGUGGUGUUUGGAAUCCUUUUUGCUUUUUAAAGUUUCCUGACUAUUUCUCAAUGGCCUUGUUCUAAUAUCUGUUCUCAUGGUCUCUCAGACUCUCAGAUACCAUUUCACAAAGACUAAGAGGAGGCUGGUAUUCUCCUAAAAACCCAGCUAACAUUCCUGAGGGUGUAUUUGAAAUAUAAUUUGAUCUAUUUGGAUGUAUCUUUCAGUUUAGUAUCCCCUGUGCUAAAGGUUUUAUACCCCCCAAAAAUAUACACCAGUACCCGACAGAAAAAUUGUUUUACUAAUAUUCUUUUAUUCUCAUUUGGGGCAUGUAAAAAAUGCGGUUGCUCAUCUUUGUGCAACUUACCUCAUGUCCUCAUACUGUGUGGUAAUGUGCAGUUUGUUGCCUUAUCAGCAUUGGGGUGCUGUGUUCUGACGGGCCCACAGUGCCUCCAUCUGGCCGUGAUAAAGUAUCACACCCCUUUGCUUUUUCCAUACAGGGAAUGUUUCGAAAGCACAAACCUUUAAUUACCAUAGCCGAUACCCCAGCCCUUAGAGUGAAGUUAAAUUAUUACUGUAUGUGCUGUAGAUUAUAUUGCUUACAGUAAAAAAAAAAAAAAGAAGUGGUUUGUUGUUUUAGGAGGUGAAAUAUUCAGGAAAUUAUAUAGCUGAAGCCUUUUUUGGACAAACAGGAGAAUGGAAUAACCUUUUAGUCCAGAGGAAUGAUAGGUGGAAAAGCUAAUAGAAGCCCUUUUCAUCCAUUUAAUGUUGAUAUCAGUGGACAGUAAACCUACUGA
Anarrhichthys ocellatus (wolf-eel) is the source of this 2773-nucleotide messenger RNA. RefSeq names its product leucine-rich repeat LGI family, member 2a (gene lgi2a). The record is from RefSeq and is a predicted model, not a curated record. NCBI's taxonomy places the organism in Eukaryota, Metazoa, Chordata, Actinopteri, Perciformes, Anarhichadidae. Gene Ontology annotation, biological process: inhibitory synapse assembly. Gene Ontology annotation, molecular function: protein binding. The coding region runs from base 149 to 1852 and encodes 567 amino acids. The transcript has 8 exons.